Messenger RNA from Caenorhabditis angaria, 2281 nucleotides. Lineage: Eukaryota; Metazoa; Nematoda; Chromadorea; Rhabditida; Rhabditidae. The record is from the annotation of a GenBank genome assembly.
AUGUCAUCAUCAUCUUCGUCAGAUCAUUCUGAUUCGUCUGAUGAUGAACGGAUGCCUCAACAAAACACUACAAUUGAUUCUGGAUCGGAUUCUGAUGCGGGGGAUAAAAGAAAACGAGCCGGGCGGUCCACGAAAAAAACAAUUGAAAGUGGAGGAUCGUCUGAUUCGGAUUCUGAAGUUGAGAAGAAACGUCCGACCAAAAAGAAGGCAGCCACAAAGAGAAAACGGAAAAGUUCGGGAACAAGUGAUGUAAGUCGUUUUUCGUUUAAUGAUGAUUUGUCAUCAUCUUUUUUCUUCAGGAUGAUAGAAUUGAUGACUCGCUUUUCCAAGAUGCAGAAGACAAAGCGCGGUGGAAAAAUCUUAGUGAACUCGAGAAGGAACGAGAAAUAUUCGAAAGAAUGGAAGCCAGAGAAAAUCAGAGAGCUCGCGAUGAAAUUGCACAACAAUUGAAAGCGAAAAAAGAACGAGAGCUGAAGAAAGCUGAAAAAAGAAAGAAGAAAGCUUCGAGUGAUGAAGAAUCGGCUAAAUCUGCUGCAGAUUCUUCUGAUGAAGAUCCUGAAUUCCAUCGACCAAGUGAAGUUCAUCGAAAACAUAAAGAGAAGAAUGCGAUGGCUGAAUUGAAGCAGAAAAGAAAAGAGAUUGAAAAGAAAAAUGCGAAAGCUGCAUCUUUAUCAAUUGACGCUGUUUUUGGUGCUGGAGAUGGAAGUGAAUCUUCUAGUUCUUCAAGUUCAAGCGCAAGUUCUCGAUCCUCGUCUCGAUCUUCUUCAAGAGAUUCAUCGCCAACCCGUUUUAUUGAAGAAGAGAAGAUUGUUCGAAAGGAAUUAGAUACUCUUGAUGAAUUAAUAAAAGCCCGUCUUUCCCGGUUCAAACUUUGCAAAUUCGUUCAUGCUCCAUUUUUCAAAGAAACAGUAGUUGGUGGAUAUGUGAAAGUUGGAAUGGGAUUUAUGGGCGGUUCGGAUAGUAAGUAUAAAAUUUGGCAAGUUGUUGAUGUUGAAGAAACUGGAAAGAUUUAUGAUGUUGAUGGAAAACGAACAAAUAAAGGAUUGAAAUGUCGAUUUGGUAGACAAGAAAGAGUAUUUCGAAUUGCGUUCGUUUCAAAUUCCGAAUUUAAUCGAGCAGAAUUUGAUGAAUGGUAUAGAAUAACAAAGGAACAAUCAAAUAUACCAACAAUGGAUAUAAUUGAGAAAAAAGAAAAGGAAAUCAAACGAGCAAUGGAUCAUAAAUUCUCGGAUAAAGAAGUUGAUGCUGUAAGUUGAACAUUUUUAUUAACUUUGAAAAUACAGCGAAUAUUUACAGUUGAUCGAAGAGAAAAGACGUUUCCAAAAAGUUCCUCGAAAUAUUGCAAUGACAAAAGCGGAUUGGAACCGUAAAAAAGAGUUAGCACAACAAGCCGGAGAUUUACGAGAAGCUGAAAAAUACCAAGCCGAAAUCGAUAAACUUGAAAAACAUGCCAGUGAAAUCGACAAAAAACGAUCGCAUGAUAUCAGUGGAAUCGCAUUCAUCAAUUUCCGAAAUCGAACUCAAAAUAAAAAUGAGAUUUUGAGCGGAAGUUUCAAAAUGCAACAAGAAUCACAAGAUGAUCCGUUUACAAGAAAGAAAGGUGGAAUGAGAGUUGUUUCUGGUUCAAAAGGUGGUAUUAAAUUGGAAAUCAAAACAGAAGGAGAUAUUUCAGCUUCAUCUUCUUCGACAAAUUGUGAGUUUUUUUUAAAUCGUAAAUUGGAAUUAUAAAAAAUCGAGAAAUUGCAUAAAAUCGAUUUUAUGCAAUUUCUCGAUUUUUUUAAUUCCAAUUUACGAUUUAAUCUAAUAGCUAUAAAAUAAAUGAGUGGAAUAUUUCAGUGUCAGAUUUGGUGAAAACCGAAGUGAAAUCCGAAGAAUGUUCGCCUGAGAAAAAGCCAAGAUUUGCUUCGCCAAUCAAAGAAAAACGAAAAUCGGCCAACAUGUUCGAUUUGCACAAUUCGGCUUCUACAAAUCUCAAUUUCAAUAUUAAUAUUGGUGAGGUUUUUUCAAUCAACGAUCAACUUUUCUCUGGGUAUUUCUUUCGCCAUGAAAGAAUGAAAAAUAUUUUCAGAAAAGUUGCUCAAUAAUUCGAAAGGUCCGAGAGAUGAUGGACAUUUGGAUAGUGCUCCACCAGCUCCAAGUUUCGAUGCAAAACCAAGGUUUGUUUAUUUUUAUUGAUCAGUAAUCGAAAUAUUUUGCUUACAACAUGUGUUUUUUCAGAGGUCUUUCAUUGGCUGAUUACCGCCGCCGAAAGGCUGAAUCUGCAUCGACUACAACCGCCUGA